AAAAAUAAUUCCUAAAACUAAAGGGUAGUGCAUACCGGUCAGGCCCAAAUCGUAACACCAGCAUGAAUCAUUCGAACAAAUCGUCUCUCGUCAUCUCUUCUUCAACCGUUCAUCACGGUUGACGAGGCGACCAGUCUUCUUCAAAAGCAAGUCUGCGCCAGCUACCAGUGUCCGUUGCACCCCGCGAGCCACCACCGGCUACCGCGCGCUGCUCUGCUUCUGCCCCACCUGCGCGCCGGGAAAAAACUUCUGAUUUCUGUCUUUCCGACUCACCACUCAGCUAGGGCAUUUAAAGAUGAUGAAAAAGUCAGGUUAUGGAUUACAGCUUAGAGUUCCACCUUCACAGAAGAAGAAACAACCAACAAGACCUCCGCUCCCCACUGCACUUGGUUUUGGUGACGGGAAUGAUGAUGAUGUUGAGAAAGAGAUUUCUCGCCAAGCUUCCAAGAACAAGGCUCUGAAAGAUAUUGAGGAGCAGCAUAAGAAAGCUCUAGAAGAGGAUCCAUCAGUAUUUGAUUAUGAUGGAGUAUAUGACAGCAUGAAAAUGAAGGCUGUUCAACCUCAUGCACAAGACCUUGAGGAGAGGAAGCCAAAAUAUAUCCGCCAACUGAUGGAGAAAGCCAAGCAAAGGGAACGUGAACAUGAGAUAGUGUAUGAGAGGAAACUUGCCAAAGAGAGAAGCAAAGAUGACCAUCUGUAUGCUGACAAGGAGAAAUUUCUCACAAGUGCAUACAAGAAGAAACUCCAAGAACAGGAAAAGUGGCUGCAUGAAGAGCGUCUUCGCGAGCUACGUGAAGCAAAGGAUGACGUAACAAAGAAGGCGGACAUAAGUGACUUUUACUUCAACCUUGCAAGGAAUGUUGCUUUUGGGGGAGAAGGAGGGUCAAAGACAGACAAGACCAAGAAGCCGCAUGAAGAGGUCGCAGUUCAACCGCAAAAAGAGACUUUUAUCCAACCCUCAAGCUCAGAGUCUCCAAAUAUGUCUGGAAUGAUGAAGACAGAACAGGUGGAGGAAUCUCUACAGGCAGAGACAAGGCCUACUUCUAUCACAAUAUCGUCCGAAGGAAAAGCCAUAAAUGGACCAGCAGUUGAAGAUGGACCUCCUGCUGUAGAUGAAACCGCUGAUCAACCAAAACCUGCUGCUCAUCAUAAAAGAAGUGGUGAUGCUCUUGCUGCAGCUAAGGAUCGUUUUUUGGCACGAAAGAAGGCAAAGGAAGAAAAGUAUACAUAAUUUGCUGUUAGGUUUUGUGUAAAAUGUUUUUGCAAAAAUGUAUUUCAAUAUUUGGUAAUUGGAAGGUGCUGUUUGGUGCUUCUCUUGAAUCAUUCGCAGUAAAUCUUAUAUUUAUUGAUGAUGUAACUUAUAAAAUUAUAUUGCUUGUUUAUCGAUUUUAAAAAAUCUA
Messenger RNA from Cuscuta europaea, 1400 nucleotides. The record is from the annotation of a GenBank genome assembly. Lineage: Eukaryota; Viridiplantae; Streptophyta; Magnoliopsida; Solanales; Convolvulaceae.